Messenger RNA from Phytophthora nicotianae INRA-310, 2978 nucleotides. RefSeq lists its product as hypothetical. The transcript has a single exon. Bases 174 to 2978 code for a protein of 934 amino acids. NCBI's taxonomy places the organism in Eukaryota, Oomycota, Peronosporomycetes, Peronosporales, Peronosporaceae. The record is from RefSeq and is a predicted model, not a curated record.
GUUGAGAGUAGACUUUCCAAACUAAAAUGUAUUCCUGACUCAUGCCGCAGUCGAGUCUAUAGUGUGAUAUUUCUAGGAAGUGAAGUGUACAAAACGGGAAAACCUAAGAAUAGUGAAGGCGAACGAUAACGAAGGCAUCUUGACUGAGAUCACUCGACCAGCAACAACACUAUAUGCAAUACCAGACCAACUAUCCGUACGCCACGACAUCGCAGCAGUAUGGGGCGAUAUCAAAUCGUCGCGAUGAGCAGCGACGCCGACAACAGGAAUAUUCCCAGGCUCUUGCUAAGCAGGUAGCGCAACGCGAACAGCAAAAACGUCGCGAGCGUGAAAUGGAUCAACAAUAUCGAAGACAUAGCGGGGCAUUUCCGAAUCCGUUUAACCAGAAUUUCCGUCAAGAAGCGUUCGCGUCAGCUGAGCGUGGAAUUCUAGACGGACUGGGGCACAAUAACCCUCAAAACACACGAAAGAGCUUCGCGCGUGGGCAGCCCCAGCUGCAUCAUCGCUUACCCGGUGGCCCAGAAUCGUUCGACUAUUCUCAAGCAAGUAAUUUCCCGCCAGCUCAACAUCGACCCUCUGUGGAUAACCAAACUUUUCAAAGUGGGUUCGGAUAUCCUGGUAAUAUGAACCAGCAGCAUCCAAUGGCACAGCAAAGUUGGCAACAACAACAAUCCAUUCCAGCACCUGGUACCGUUGGGCCACCUCCUUUUCCCGGAUCAAACGUGCAAGCUGGUUGGGGUGUGCAAAAUCCUCAGCUGAAUGCCAUGCCUCAAGCAGUUCGUAAUGACUUGGUGGCUGGGCCGCCGCCUUUUGCUCCGGGGCCAAGCAUACAAACUGGUUGGCAGAACCCUCAGCAGAAUCCAAUGGCACAAGCAAGAAACAGUCAAUAUUGGGCUGGACAAAGCUUUCCCGAGCAACCUGUACCAUCGGCAGGCUAUGCAGGCUACGCAUCUCCACAACGACCGAACUAUCAGUCAGGACACCCCUACGAUAGUCCACCAGGACCCCCAAAUGCUCACAAUGCUGGACGCCGUCUGCGAACAGGUAUACACGAUGGAGAUCGAGGAGAUGCCGAGGAGAGGUUUCGUCGAAAACAGCAACAGCAGCACGAGAUGCAACUCGCACUGGAGCGUCAAAUUGAGGAAAAACGACAACAAAAGCUGGAAGCUAAGCGUCGUCAGGAAGAAGAAGAUCGACGCGAGUUGGAACGCUUUGAAGAAGAGCAACGUCGGUUAAGAGCUGAACAAGAGCGACUGCAAGAAGAGAAACGUCGCAAGGCAGAACUGGAACAGCAGAAAGCAGACCAGGCAGCCGCGGCGGUCGCGGCGGCAAACCAGCAAGCCAAACUUCAGCAACAACAUAAACUGCACGCUCAACUGAACCAACCACAACCUCAACAUAUCCAAUCAUUUCAACAGCAUUACCAACCACCACCACAGCAACCUGAACACUUUCCAAACGCUCCAUCGCCUGAUAGAUCGAAAAAUCCGUUCACCAACUCCCGUGCUCAUCUGUUCGAAGAUCCCCCACCGCCUCGAGAGUCGAUGGCUCCAAGUAAUCACCACGGGUACUCGAACCAGAACGCGUCUCCAAUCCGAGGACAUCCACAGAGUUUUGGUCCAGCGUUUGAGCACGACAAUAAUAUGGGUCGUUUACUUGACCCCAUGGAAUUACGUCAUCAGUACGAUGAUAUGCGGGAGGAGUUGAGUAGGCAGAAACAACUCGUUGACCAACUACGCCAAGCUCAAGCACAGAUCCAACAGCGUUCACCUGUGCGAGUGGAAAGCGGGAAUAUCCCUACGCUGAUAGAUCUCGAGAAACUCCGCAAUGAAUUGCGUGGAGAACUCGCUUAUCGUGAACAAAUUCAUCGACAAGAGUUGGAGUCGCUGAAACGAGAGCAACAGCAAGAGCGACCUCCUACACAAUCUCCUCACCGCCACUCAGGAGUGAAGGACUCCCUUGAGCUGCAAGUUCGAAUUCCUAACAAGGUUGAACGUAUCUCGUCGCAUCCAGAGACUAUCAAAGCACACGAAGUGUCGAGGCAGCAACGAGGUUCUCCCAAUAAAAUACAACACCCGUUUCGAUCCAGUACCGAAGAAUUGAGUCAUCACCUCAAAGCACCGAUUAGUGAAAGCGCAAUGUCAUUGCGUGGUGAAAGCAGGUUUGUGUACUUUAAUGUCGAGACCGGAGGGAACCUAAAUGGUGACGUUGGGGACGAAAAAAGUUCUGACAACGAACAGGACGGAGACGCGCUGGAUGAACAAAGCGAAUCGAUCAAAGUGGAGGCACCUCUACAGCGAAAGAGCAUUCAAAAGAGUGUCCAAUUCUCACCAACAAGAAAGCCUAGCAUCAGGCAGUCUGUAGCUGUAACCAGAUCGGUAUCUCCCAGAAGACCGAUAAAAAGUGAAGUUUCGGACACCGACAGCGAUGGUGACGAUGAUCGUGGAUUUGUCGUGACAGGUAUCACGUCUUCUCCGUCGCACCAGCUACUGAACUCACCGUCAACCUCUCGCAGCAGCAGAUCUGCAGCGAGCAGUCAUCGGUACUCACAGUUGCCACCAGCCUUGUCUUCAUUUUCACCUUCAAAGGCUUCACAUAAGUGGCGUCUUGAGUCCAUGGGCACCACCGACAGCAACGAUGAUCUGGAUGAAAGUUUGGACGGUGAUCAGCUUGAAGCACUUUUCCAGCGAAAUGUUCGUCGACACGAGAUUCUUCUAGGAUUUCAAAGCAAGUUGCAAGGGCAACCACAGGACGCAAAGCAACGAAAGCCUGACGCAAAACUGGCAUGGGCGGAGUUACACCAACAACUCGAGAGUAAUAGACGUGCGUUGAUGCUCCGGAAACUCAGUACUAUGAGCACAGCAUCAAACGAUUCAAACCAAGAAACUAUUGACAAUGAGGCGGCUCUAGUAGCGUCCUCAAAGUGGGUGCCGUCGACAGUUCUAUCAACUCGAAGACGGAACGUAGUGAACAACUAA